Odontomachus brunneus is the source of this 4535-nucleotide messenger RNA. It is a transcript of the gene sra, whose product is annotated as protein sarah. The transcript is spliced from 6 exons. Gene Ontology annotation, cellular component: cytoplasm; nucleus. The record is from RefSeq and is a predicted model, not a curated record. Gene Ontology annotation, biological process: calcium-mediated signaling. The coding region runs from base 1513 to 2238 and encodes 241 amino acids. Gene Ontology annotation, molecular function: calcium-dependent protein serine/threonine phosphatase regulator activity; nucleic acid binding. Lineage: Eukaryota; Metazoa; Arthropoda; Insecta; Hymenoptera; Formicidae.
AGUAAAUUAUGCAGAUUAGUUUUCUAAUGAGAAGAACCAAAUUUCAACUUUUAGGAGUCUCAAUUUUGUUGGUUAGGUUUGAAAGUAACGGUCUUAGGCUGCGUUCCGAAAUUCACUGCCAGUACUGAAAAUCUACAGUAUACGUGACAUAAAUUAUGUAUUUUUGACAGUCAAUAUUGGAACACAGCCUUAAGCGCAACUUCGCCAUUGGCUACGUUCAGCAGGACAGAACGAUUGCACAACACAUAUAUGGGCGAGUUUUUUUAAUUCAUUGAUGGAUCCAUCGCAUAAUGCGUAAAUGCAGUGAAACGCUAUAUUUGCGCAUCAUUGAUGGAUCCAUCGAUGAAUUAAAAAACUCGCCCUAUAUUUAGACUAAGCAUUCUCCCCAAAAAGUGAAGCCAGAAGUUGGCAGUUUCUGUGCUAUAUAGGCCCUUAUUCUUGAAAUAGUUGCGUAUACGUAAGUUUUACUGCGCAGCUAUUUUAUGGUACGAUUAAACCUACGCAAUAAAACUUAUGUAUAUGCAACUAUCUCAAGAAUAAGGGCCAUGUAAUACCUGCGCAAUUGUCGUUAUUAACACAUAACUGCAUAACGAGUUACAGAAUCCCAGCACAGGGAGUCAGUUGUGUAUUAACAAAACUAGAAAAAUUACAAAAAUGAACGAAUUUACUGGAAUAUUUAACUCAUUGGUCAACACACACCUACUAAGUUUAAUUUUCACCACGUUGUAUUAAUACACAAUCAACCUUCGGACCACAUGAUACAACUCAACAAUUGAUUACGUUCAGCAGUGAAAGCAUUUUCAACAGUUUGCAGUCCUGUUAGCAUCACCUAACGUAACCCUAACCCUAACCCGCUUCACGGCUAUGGCAUUCGAUCGGACUGGGAUACUGAUACAACGCGCGAACCCAACGCGUCCGCUGUUCCUGUUGUCAUAAAGUCUACGAUGACGCGCGGUUACCUUAUAACAACAAAAGUGAUGAAAUAACGAACGCGCAUCGACGGAUCGCGGUGGCAGUGAAUCUUCCGAGAAUGCUGAUAUCGGAGCAACAAGACGAUUAAAUUUGUUAUGAUGGAAUAGAUGCUGCGCACGUAACGAAAUAUCUGUGACUAAGCGCGUUAGCCAGCGUUUUAUAAACAUCUAUCAGUGUCUGGUCUCUUUCCCGUUAGAGAUCGCCUCUGGUAAGAGAGAGAUAUCUCGCAUUGUUGUUACUUAUUGAAUCGUUUAAUAUGAGUGCUACGGUAAAUUCGUGACGAGAUCGCAUAUACGCAUUAUUUCAUUUGCCUUGCCUUGAUAACAAUGAACUUGACGUGAUGACACUUGUCAUUAAGAGGAACUCGUACUCGCGCGUGUUGCUUUCACCGAUUGUUUAGUAUUUAAAUGUCAAAGUGUAUCUGUGGAUUUUCGAUACGGUGAAUAGUUAUAUUGGCAAUUUAUUGAAAUUUCGGAAAAAUAAUUUUGUACAUUUAUGAAGUUUAUCCUGUUUUUAUCAGUUGUAUGAGUAGGAAAGAAAAUGGAGGAAAAGCGUGGCACUGGGGUAGUUGAGGAAGAGGAGCCAGAGGAUACUGAAAAUAUAAUAAUCAACGAAGUCGAUGGUCUACCAAAUUUACAUCCAAAUUUUGAACAACUGGAGCUUGAGUUUGAUAGAGAAAGGCAUAUUGGUGACACAAGUAUCAGAUCGAUUGAUGAAUUGGUUCAUGACGAAGAUCUACCAACUUCUGUAAUUGUUACUAAUGUGGAUCCCCGAGUUUUCAAGGGUGAUGAAUUAAAGCCAGCGAUAGAAAAUCUUUUCAAACAAUUCGGGGAAGAUGCAACGUUUCAAUACUUCAGGUCCUUCAGAAGGAUGAGAGUGAAUUACAAUUCUCCUAGUGCUGCGGCGAACGCGAGAUUACAACUGCAUCAGACACAUUUCGGGGAAACUGAUAUUAAUUGUUAUUUUGCACAACCGGUGACGCCUAUAGAUAUGGAAGAUCAACAUCUUCAGCCACCUGCGCUCACUAAACAGUUCCUCAUAUCUCCUCCUGCUUCUCCGCCAGUUGGUUGGGAGCCACGCGAGGAAGGAGAGCCGCUCGUUAAUCAAGAUCUAUUAGCCGCUAUAGCCAAUUUAUCCGCAGGCGGAAGUCACGAAUUACAUCCACCGGGGUCGGGACAGCCAGGCAUCGUGGUGCACGUUUGCGAGAACGCGAAUCCGGCGAAAAAUGCGCCACGCAUCCAGCACACGCGUUGUCCGGAGCAUUAAUUUCACUCCCUUCGCUCGCGUCUCAAUUCGCCACGCGCCGAUACAUUCUUAUGCCCCGCUCCCAAGGCCAUCCAGUAAGCGACUUUAAAUUAGAUUACUAUAUCGUACAAAGGUUGAACAAUUUACAACCGUUUGCUUGGGGCUGGUAUCCGAGUGAGCAUAAAGCGAUGCGUUGUGAAAAGAUUACGGCUCGCAGACAACGACGCGAUCCGGUGCAAGUAUUUACAAAACCGGCCGCGGGUAGCAGCGAUCUAUAAAUAUCACUUGUUGCUACAUACCGAUGAAGAUCUAGAAUCUCGGUUACGUCCGUUCAUGGAGAAUUCGCGAGGUAUCCUUGUAAUAUUUUUGUUUGUCAUGAUAGCAGUUGACUUCGACAGAGUCAACACCUGCAUGAUUUUUGGCCUACGUUGUUUCUCCAUGUUGUUCCUUAAAUAAUGGCAUUAAUGAUUCUACAUGUCAUGGGAGAUUACAGCUGAGCUGAUGAAACUGACGGUUGUCGGAAACGAGAAUAUCGUUGAGCGAUACGCUGAAGGAUUUUACAGUUCUACCUCUCAUUAUCGGUGUGUUAUUUGUACUCCUAAACGGCACGUAAAGUUUAACAGUAUUGUUGUGAAUUCACAGAGAUGAUACUAACGUUAUAGAGAAUAAUUAAUCGACAGAAUCAAAAAAAAAAAGAAAAAAAAUAUGGUCGGAGUUUCAACAGCUUCCUCCUCUCUAUUUAUUUUUGGAUCAUUCUUUCUCUCUUAUGGAAUGCUCUGAGGACUACGUCAAGUCGAAUGUCGAGUUGAGUUUUGCGUGCAUGCGAGAAGAGAAAAAGAAAUCUAGAGAGAUAUAUGACAUUAAUAUGUGAUAUGUGUGUGUAUACGAAUGUACUGUUCUAAAAAACUAUCGUUCUCCUUGUUCUGUGUUUUCGGUAGGAAGCUAGUUCACAUUAGCUUGAACAUUACACGCUAAUUCCUAUAAAUGGUCUCUUGUUAAUGAAGUUACGAGAAACUUAUUGUUAUCCGCUCUACUCUCUUUCUCUUUGAGAAUUGAGUUAGUGAAGAUAGGAUAGAGAUCAUGGUACGUAUGUGGUCAUAUCAGCGUUACCGAUUACACAGCGGCAGUGGUGAUUGUGUAUAUGUAUAUAAUGUUCUCAUGAAACGUAUAAUUCUUGUUAACGCAAGAUCUGUGACCUAAAAAUAAUUGUUGAAUAUUUAUAAAUACUUUAUAUAUAUAUAAAAAAUAGUAACCCCACCUUGCUUUAUAUAGAGCGCGAUACUGUUUAUAUUCUCCUGUCAACGGGACGGCGCGUAAAAACCGUCUCGAUCUUUUAGUUUCGAUCCUUCUUUACCGAAAACCCCGAGCAAAUAUAAUUACAUUACACCGACGGAAGCGAUGUACAAAUGAUUUGUAUCGAUGAAGAAAAUAUAAAUACAAAUUAUUUUACGUUAAAAAUUAUGAUACAUAGUCUGAACAUAAGUGUUACUCGUUGCCACUCUCGUGAGAGGUGCUAUGAUAUAACAGGUAAAAAUAGAAAAACCUUCGACACUCUCGAUAAUGACGUGUUGGUACACAGUUAUGAAAUAUUCUGUCAUUUAAUUCAUUGAAAUUUUAUACCAUUACACUCAUCUGUCACUUAUUCCAAGUGAUAUAAAAGCUUUAUACAUAUUACCGCGCGUCACGCGUCAUUUUUUUGCUUAAGUAACUACUUUUCGACAUAGUCCGACGAGUCGAACCAUCCAAGUGUGACUAAUGCAGAUGUAGAAAUCAUACACGAUAUCUCUCUCUAUCACCGCUCGGAAAUCAAGUUUGAUGUUUGCGAGGUACAUGCUUACACAUUAAAAUAUUUUGUAGGCCAUCAAACAACAUUAUGUAUCCGUCGGGCUUUUAAUGUGUACUUUAAAAAUGAAUUACGAACGUCUUCGCGCGAACGCCGUCCGCAAUUUGAUUAUAAACCAUUAGAAACUCUAGGACUAAAUCAAGAAAUGUGUUUACACGACUCGAAGGCGCAGGUAGUCUGAAACAAAUUCUCGCGAUAGUCGACACCUAUUAGCGACGAGUAAGUUUGUAUGCAAAAAACACUACAAUAUGUAUAUAUUUAUUCAAGUAUAUGCGAAUUUUUAUUGUUUAUGAUUGAAUUUUAAGUCAAUGUACAUAUACACGUGCAAAUCUGUCGUUCAGAUUUAUGCAAGGAUCUAUCGACGUUCUUAGUGCCAAAUUCUUGUCAAUUGUGUUGAGACUGUAAAAAAUAUCCUUUUUAAAAAAAAAAAAGAAAUUUAACACGAUAUGAACUCGAAGAUAUCUAUGUGUGCAUA